Camelina sativa (false flax) is the source of this 1660-nucleotide messenger RNA. Its product is annotated as F-box/kelch-repeat protein At5g48990. NCBI's taxonomy places the organism in Eukaryota, Viridiplantae, Streptophyta, Magnoliopsida, Brassicales, Brassicaceae. The record is from RefSeq and is a predicted model, not a curated record. Gene Ontology annotation, molecular function: protein binding.
CAACACGAUCAUACCAACCGCACGCGCCCCAAGAACAGUAAAGUGAAGUCAAAAAUUUGUUCUCUGCAAAUCGGAGAAGAAAUCGAUUGGGUUCCUUUUACCAACGGCGACAAUGUUUUGGCGGAAGAAGAAGAGCAGCAAGUCGCCGACAACAAAGACGAAGGAACCGUCGCCGAAAUCGAACCCAAAUCCGUCACUUCCACACGAUUUGAUAGUGAGCAUCUUAGCCCGUGUCUCGAGAUCGUAUUACCCAAAUCUAUCCUUAGUCUCCAAAAGCUUCCGAUCGAUCCUUGCAUCACCGGAGAUAUACAAAACCCGAACCCUCUUAGGCUGCACCGAGACAUUUCUCUAUGUGUGCUUACGCUUCCCUCAUGAAGCUAACCCUCGCUGGUUCACUCUCUACCCGAAGAAACCUAAUCAAACCCUAAUCAAGAAGAAGAAGAAGAAGAAGAAAGAGAAUCCAAGUCUUCAUCUAUUGGCUCCAACCCGAAUUCUCAACUCUCCUCCUGUGAAAUGGUCAAGUCUAAUUGCUGUUGGUUCUUAUCUUUACGCCAUUAGCGCAGAUAUACAUGAUUCUCCAUCCGUGUGGUAUCUUGAUUGUCGAACUCACACUUGCCGUGAAGCUCCAAGAAUGAGAAUAGCUCACACCGGUACUGCAUAUGAUGGGAAUGUGUAUUUACCAGGAAUGUAUGAAAAGCAAGAUUCUUUGAACUGCGUUGAAGUGUACAAUCAAUCUUGGAAUCCCGUGCCGCUCAACAAACGGAGAUUGGAAUUCAAAAACAUGGAUGGAAUUAUUUACAUUCACCGUAAAUUAGAUUCUCCUUGGCUUGGUAUGGCUUUUAAGCCUAAGGAUUCGACAUGCGAAAGUGUAGGAUUGCAUAUGCUUGUGGAUCGGGUUUCUUUUUGUACGAUAGAUGACGUAGACUAUACUUAUGUCCGUGGCGAAUAUCUUAGAUGGAGAGCACGUAGGACUCAGGAGGAGGAAGUAGGUGCGAGAAGAUUAGAGGGUUUAGAAGGGUUGCCUCAGUUUGCUAAUUCUGCUUCUGUUAAAUUAGCUGAUUAUGGUGAUAAGCUGGUUGUUUUGUGGGACAAGUCUCUGCAGAGAUUUGGGUUUAAGAAGAAGAUGAUUUGGUGUGCUGAGAUUUCACUUGAAAAACGCAACGAUGAGGACAUUUGGGGGAAAGUCGAGUGGUCCGAUGCUCUUCUUACUGUGCCUAAGUCUUAUAAAUUCGUGUGUGCUAAAUCUGUUACUGUUUGACAGGGUAUGCCAUUCACAUGUUUUUGCUUAAUUAUACAUAUCGUCUGCACUCACUUGCUAUGUCAAGAUGAUUUAGAAGCUUAUUUAGUGAGUUCUUUUAGUGCCUCGGGUCUAGAAAGGAAUCAUGUGUUGAGAUUGGCAGCAAGAAUACACAAAGAACAAAACGGGAUAGCCAAAGAAAUUGACAAUGUUUUUGCUUUGCAGUGUAGAUGAUUAUGUUUAUUUUGGGACUUUUCUGUCUCUUUGAUAAACCCUUUGAACCCUUUGAUGACAAAAUCGUUCUGCAUAGUGUAGACGUUUUUGUUUUCAAUGUGUUGCAAAAUGUCUAUAUAUAUGUGACUAUCAUGAUGAAUGCUUGUCUUGUUUUAUGCUUUUGGCAGACAUUAUUUUCACUUGUAAACA